Sinocyclocheilus rhinocerous is the source of this 4085-nucleotide messenger RNA. RefSeq names its product leucine-rich repeat transmembrane protein FLRT3-like. The record is from RefSeq and is a predicted model, not a curated record. Lineage: Eukaryota; Metazoa; Chordata; Actinopteri; Cypriniformes; Cyprinidae. The transcript is spliced from 4 exons. The coding region runs from base 936 to 2885 and encodes 649 amino acids. Gene Ontology annotation, molecular function: protein binding.
UCCAGGCAGCUGACCAGCUCUGCCGACUUCUCUAUCUUGUCUCUUCUGAGCCAAAGGAGUGUGUGUGUGUGUAUGUAAACAAGUGUGUGUGGAAAUAAAAACACACCCUGUUAUUCGCACCAUUGCUGCUACUGAGCCUUUCUGACACUGGGCUCUUUUUGGGGAUUGAAAACAUCUUCCAUCUUAUUGGAUUUAUCCUACGGACUGACUUUAUGAUUUGAGGAUAUUCUUUUUGAAUUAUUGCUUGGGCAGGAAGUUCAGCAUGUGAGAAGGAGUGGGUGUCUGCACAUCGGGCACAGGUUCGUGAAACGAGAGCCAGGGAGGCGGAGUGCUACAGCAGCACAGGAGAUUCUGCUUUCGAGCCACGAGGCUGGAUACUUUAUUCAUGCUCCUGCCGGGAGUGAGACUACAGGAUCCGGGGCUGACUUUGGAGCCUGACUUCAGAACCGAACCGCCCUGGAUCUCGCCCUGCUUCGGGAGAGACGGGAGCAGUUCAUUUCUCAAAGAGGACUCUCUGAUACGCACAAAAGGGUUUGAUUAGGAAUCGCAACUUUUUUUAUUUCCUUUAUUUUUGUUUUAGCCCUUUUUUUGUGAUUAAAUUCACUGAAAUCGCAUGCCUGCACAGGAGAAGGCUGCCUGAGGUCUGUAUGGAAGCGGAGCUGCUUGCUUUAUAGGUUUAUCUACCAUGGCAAAGCCUUUGAUUGCAUGAACUGUGGACGCUGCAAUACAAGACAGGUCAGCGGUACAAACAAGGAUCAGUUCAACAGAUACCAGCCUGGUCAGGCUAUAACCAAAGAGACCCCUUUGACAAGACGGACAAACAUCUCCUGAAAGAACAGAAAAGAAAGCUUAAAGCCUCAUUGGAUUUUGGGUGGCAGCAGAGGAUUAACUGGCAUUUCUAAAUCAGGGCAACGACCGCAAGGAGGACAUUAGCGAUGGCAAGCAAUUACAAGUCCUUCUUCGUCUUCUUCAUCAGAGCUGGGCUUCUGCUUGGCCUGGCCAAUCCGUUGGUGACCUCAGCCUCCUGUCCCUCGCAGUGCCGGUGCGAUGGGACUUUCAUAUACUGCAAUGACCGGGAUUUGACUUCCAUCCCUUCGGGCAUCCCAGAGGAUGCUACAGUACUUUUUCUCCAGAACAACCGCAUCAAAAGCGCAGGGAUCCCUACGGAUCUACGACGGCUGAACAGUGUAGAAAAGAUCUACCUAUACUGCAACAAUCUGGAUGAGUUCCCCACCAACUUGCCGCUGAAUGUCAAGGAACUUCAUUUGCAGGAGAACAAUAUCCGGACUAUCACCCACGCGUCCCUGGCACAGAUUCCUAUCAUUGAGGAAUUACACCUCGAUGACAAUUCCGUGUCAGCUGUCAGCAUCGAAGAGGGUGCGUUCCGGGACAGCAACCAUUUGAGGCUGCUUUUCCUGUCCCGCAACCACCUCAGCACCAUACCUUCCGGCCUGCCAAUGACUAUCGAGGAGCUUCGCUUCGACGACAACCGCAUCUCGUCCAUCUCUGAGGCAUCCCUGCAGGAUCUUAUAAACCUGAAGCGACUGGUUCUGGAUGGCAACCUCCUGAACAACAGGGGCAUUGGGGAGAUGGCCUUGGUGAAUUUAGUCAACCUGACCGAGCUCUCGUUGGUACGGAACUCCCUGACUUCCCCACCCGCCAACCUGCCGGGCUCAAGCCUGGAGAAGCUAAAUCUUCAAGACAACCACAUCAAUCACGUGCCAGCAGGUGCCUUUGCUUUUCUGCGACAGCUGUACCGUUUGGAUCUGUCAGGCAACAACUUGAGCAGUCUGCCCAUGGGGGUAUUUGACGACCUGGAUAACCUUACCCAGCUGCUCCUGCGCAACAACCCCUGGAACUGCAACUGCAGGAUGAAGUGGGUGCGUGACUGGCUGCGCAGUAUUCCAUCUAAGGUCAACGUGCGUGGCUUCAUGUGCCAAGGUCCCGAUAAGGUCAAAGGGAUGGCCAUCAAAGACCUAUCCACAGAGCUGUUUGGCUGCUCAGACACGGAGAUCCCAACCACAUAUGAGACCAGCACAGUCUCAAACACUUUGCCACCCUCUCGACCCCAGUGGCCCUCAUAUGUCACUAAAAGACCUGUGGUUAAGGGUCCAGAGCUGGGAAGAAACUAUCGUAGCACGACGCCGUCCAGUCGCAAGAUCAUCACGAUAAGCGUCAAAUCCAGCAGCGCAGAGACGGUGCACAUAUCCUGGAGAGUAUCCCAGCCCAUGACGGCCCUGAGGCUCAGUUGGCUAAAGCUGGGCCACAGUCCUGCUUUCGGAUCUAUAACUGAGACCAUCGUCCAAGGGGAGAGAACAGAGUACCUGCUCACAGCUCUGGAGCCCGAAUCCCAUUAUCGGAUAUGCAUGGUUCCUAUGGAGACGAGUAACAUUUACCUGUCAGACGAGACACCUGUUUGCAUAGAGACAGAAACUGGUUCCCUGAAAGCGUACAAUCCCACCACAACCUUGAACAGAGAGCAGGAGAAAGAGCCUUACAAAAAUUCCAAUCUGCCUUUAGCUGCUAUCAUCGGAGGGGCGGUGGCCCUUCUGGCUAUCAUCAUGUUGGCCCUGGUAUGCUGGUACGUCCACAGGAACGGUUCCUUAUUUUCCAGGAACUGCACAUACAACAAAGGGCGCAGGCAGAAGGACGAUUACGCCGAAGCUGGAACAAAGAAGGACAACUCCAUCUUGGAGAUUAGAGAGACCUCUUUUCAAAUGAUUCCCAUAAAUCACAUGCCCGUUUCAAAGGAGGAGUUUGUGAUACACACAAUUUUUCCUCCUAAUGGCUUAAGUCUUUACAAGAGCCCGCACAGUGAAAACAGUAUCAACAACAGAAGCUACAGAGACAGUGGAAUACCAGAUUCAGACUACUCUCAUUCAUGAUAGUGUGCGCGGAUUACAAAGACAUUUUAUUGCAAAUGAGUGACUUGGAGACUGCUUGGUCUUUUGAAAAACACUGGAUUGAAAAGACUGAGAAAGCAUCGUUAUGUACAUUUGCCAUAUAAUUUAUAUUUAAGGACGAUUUAUUAAAAGGAAAAAAGGUUCCGAUUGCAGGCCAUCACUGAGCUGUCGGUGUAUGCUGCCACAAACUGCAAUUCUAUAUUUUAGAUAUUUGUAGUCAUUUGUACUGUACUUCCUUUACUUAUGGUUUUAGACCAAUUAAAAAAAACUUUGUGCUCUACUGAGAUAUGAUGACUUGUCAACUGUGAAAGUGGGUUUUCAUUGCUGUGUUGAACAAUCAGAUUUUAGAAAACCAUGUAGUAUAAGCACAGGUCAAAAUUAUCGCUACGUUGCUGUCAAUGGAAAAAAUAAAUACAACAAAAAACAAGGCUGUGAGAAUAUAGGGCAUAGGUUUCAUCAAAGGAAAUAAAGACACAAGUGUUUUGUUAAUUCUAAGGAUGGCAGGCACAGACUUACUCCGGUGUCACAGAAACCUCUGGGUUUCUUUAGGAAUCCCGGUUUGCCUGUUCCAGAACGCUGCCAGGUUUUACAUCACUGCAACGUUUAAGAAGCAGAUAUCUAUUACUUCCUCUCUGCCCUGGAGGAGGCAGCAACAGAGCACAGAAUCCUAAAUCCUUUGCAAAUGAAGCACACAGAUCAAAUGAAAGGUUACAUUGCAGUCAAAUCAAAGUGGAUGGGCAAAAACACAACAUAGAACUCAAUAUCGCUCGUUCAGCAAAGGGAAACAGCAUUUACCGUAUCCCUCAGUACAGUUAACCACGUCAUGUAAACGUUGCCCUCCAAAAAGGAAUAUUAUGGGCAGAAAAAAUAUGGCAAGAAACACAUUUGGGUUCUUUUCUAUUUGGAAUAUAAAAAGUGUCAACUAUUUUUUGUUCAUAUAAUUCUUAUUUGUAUGUUUUUGUUUUCUAAUUCAAGCCACUUUUAAGUUGCCACAGUUAAAUUGUUCUUUACAACUGAAGACCAAAGUGCAUUGAAUGCCCUUUGGCCAGUCUUGUAUGUGCCUUGAUCCAAUGCUUAUUGUAUUUAGCUUUUUCAAAAAAAUAAAUCAGUGACUUAACUUUUUUCAUACACACUUGAAUAUGAUAGGAUAUUGGUCAUAUUGCAAAAUAAAAGUGGAUAAAA